GGAGUCGGUGUCCUCCUCCCUCAGUGCGUCAGAGCAGCGGCAGUGCGGAAGCGACGCUAUGUUCACUUUUCAUCCAAACCGGACACCUGUGGCUGUUCUCUACCACAAAAAAUUCUUCAGUUUUGUAUUCCUGGAAAUCCAACCUUAACAACAAAAGAGGCGAUGCAAAAGUUCACACAGCCAGUGGAAGGAAGUGUAUUUUGUCAGACUCCCAGCUGAAACACAAUGGGAACUUCCUGCUUUUUCUCAGUGAUGAGAGCAUCAAACUCACUUUUAGCCUGUGAACAGAGAAGAGCUGCAUUUACGUCAAGCUAACCAUCCACCAUGAGAAGCUUUGAUCUAAAGCAAUAAAAGCUUGAGGUCAACCGUGAACCUGGAAAACAGCAUUUUUCACCUGUUUGGAACGGUGCAUUGGACCUUAUCUGUGAUGAGUGAGUGUGCUGUGCUGGACAGCCUCAGUGAAGAUGGCUUUCACAGCUGUGAGGGCUUUGCGGACUGGUCCACCUACAGCCCUAUACACUGGAAUGAGGAUCAGGGGGACAGCAGCAAUUUUGGAGACUGGAAUAGUUUUCAUGGCAGCCUCAGCAAAAAGGCGGAAUCUCCACCUCUGUCACCUCAGGAAAGAAGUUCUGACCAUAAACAAAAGAUGGAGAAUGGCGACAGUGUCAGCCCCUGGUUUGUGUUUCAUGGUUGCUUCCAUGUGGAGGAGACAGUGAAAGAUACUGCUGUAAUGGAGAUCCCUUCACUGUCCAAGCUACUGCACAACUCGACACACAUAGCCCUUGAUUCAGCAGCACUAUCAAGAGAGGCUGCCAGCCUGUGCCAUCGUCUGUUGUAUAAGCCGGAGUAUCUGAGCCUCUCUGGUCCUAAACCCAGCUUACACUCCCACAAGCAGCUGAUCAACACUCUCCAACUCAAACACUCAGACAUAAACACCUCACAAAACACUAAUUUGCCUGACCAGGGUUUUGAGGAGCCUGAAAGUUCUCCAGCUGCUCUCAUCCAGACUAAGCUAAUGGCGCCGAUUCGGUGUCAGAAUAAACCAGGAUAUCUCUACCAGAUCUCACCCCAGUGGCUCAACCAGUACAGUUUGAGACUCCUGCCCCAUCAGAACAAGCAAGACCUGCUACAAUGAACUUAAUACACCACACUAUGCACCCACUGCAACAUGCUCACAGUAUAUCAGCUCAGGGAAGACUUUCUCUCUGACAAAACAAAAAGACAGAAAAACAGCUACUUACAGUACUACUUGCACAGUAAUGGAUUUCUUUGUUGAACUGCAUUUAUAUUGUUACAAACUACUUAAGGAACAUGCUGUUACAUUGACCUGAGAAUUUUCUGAGUGCUGAUUUAAAUGUGUUCAUCCACUUUAUACAUUUAUAUGAAGAAUCACUAUUAACAGAGAAAUGUGGUCCAGACUUCCACAAAAAGCUCUUUGACUCUUACAAACUCUGACUGAAGCAAUAAACAGAACAGAACACGACACUAAUUUUAGUGAAACACAAGGGUCAGAUUCAGCCAUGACAAAUUCCCAAAUGUGUGGAAGUAGCCUUAGUUUGGAAUUGACUGGAGUGCAGUCCGACUGUAUGUACUCCAGGAGCUUCUUUUGGCUAGUAAUAUGCUUUAGUGAGUUCUAGUCUAGUCUAGUAAUCCUCUUUCUAGUUUCAGUAUCAGAAGCCCUCAGCUCAUCAAAGAUGUCUGCUUACUAGAAAUGUUUUCUUUGGAAUUAAAUAUAGUGGGAUCUGAUUGGAUGUGAUGGUUCCCAUCAUGUGCUUGUCACCAAAAACUUCCACCAACCCUCCCCCUAGAUCAGUGUUUCCCAGCCCUGGUCCCAGAGGCAGGCUGUCCUGCACAUUUUAGUGUUUUUUCUGCUUUAACACACCCUCUUCAACACAGUAAGAGGUUGUUAAUGAGUUGUACAGUAGGAUCGAGUGUGUUGGGAGCAGGAAAAAAAAUUUAAAUGUGUAGGACAGUGUUAUCUCCUGGACCACGGUUGGGAAACACUGGCCUACAUAGUCAAUCAAUCAGUAAGCCUCUGAAGUAAGUGUGUUAGCUAACUAGCUAAUCUCAAAACGAAUCUAGUCUAAUAUGUAGUAUUAGAUAUUGGACUCGAUUAUAUCUAUUAUCACAUAAUAGAAUCUAUUAUUUUAUCGCAUAAACCACUAUUUGGAUGUCCAGUGUAUUUUUUAGAUCAUACCAUUUGUUACUGUGAUUUGCUAGAAGAAAUGAGAGCUAGGAUCAAGGAUCAAAAUAUGAACCAGAGACACAGAACACAUUCAUAUUAACAAAUAUAUCUAUCAUUUUUCUUCUGCAGUGCUGCCUGGACUCUAUACUAUCAUACAUGCUAAGUUUCCUUUGUUUUCACUGUAUGUGCUUUAAUAUUUAAAUAAAUUAAAACACUGAAUUUAUUGAAAAUAUUAAUUUAUAAUAUAGAAUUUUACUAAGUUGACUGAAGACUUCAGGGGACAGUGAGUCACAGAGAACUGAAGAAGCAAAAGCAUUUGCUUACUUGAAAAUUACUUGGGCUUUAUGUAAUAUUUAUGGAACAAAGAUAUGUAUUUAUAUAAGUUAUACUAAGUCUUAACAUUGUAGGUCAAUAUAUUAAGGCUCUUGGUUUAUAUUAAUAAACCUACCUGAAUGUUACAAUUUUGCAAGUUUGCUUAAGUCUGCUCGCAAGAUAUGAAUAACAUGAUGCAGAUUUUGAAAUAUUCUGUAUAUAAUAUGGACAACUUUUAAGGUGGAUGAAAUUUUCUUCAAAAAGCAGAAUAAAUGUAAAAUAAAAAGAAUUCAAAGCCUU
Colossoma macropomum (tambaqui) is the source of this 2797-nucleotide messenger RNA. RefSeq lists its product as uncharacterized. The record is from RefSeq and is a predicted model, not a curated record. Lineage: Eukaryota; Metazoa; Chordata; Actinopteri; Characiformes; Serrasalmidae. The transcript is spliced from 6 exons. Bases 428 to 1135 code for a protein of 235 amino acids.